Ctenocephalides felis (cat flea) is the source of this 525-nucleotide messenger RNA. Its product is annotated as zinc finger and SCAN domain-containing protein 12-like. Gene Ontology annotation, molecular function: RNA polymerase II cis-regulatory region sequence-specific DNA binding; DNA-binding transcription factor activity, RNA polymerase II-specific. The transcript has 3 exons. Lineage: Eukaryota; Metazoa; Arthropoda; Insecta; Siphonaptera; Pulicidae. Gene Ontology annotation, biological process: regulation of transcription by RNA polymerase II. The coding region runs from base 1 to 525 and encodes 174 amino acids. The record is from RefSeq and is a predicted model, not a curated record.
AUGUCUGAAGAAACAAAUACAAAGAAAACAAUUAAAAUUGAACCGAUGGAUGAUUAUCCUCAUGUGAAACAGGAAUUUGAUGAUUAUGAAAAUACGUCAGAUUUGUGUACGGAUGAUAAUGAUGAUAUAUGUCUACAGCAAUUUCUAAAAUCUGAGGUUACAAUUGAUGAGGAAAUAAAACAAGAGACGAUUGAUGACCAAGAUAAUGUGACUAGUACAAACAGAACAGUUUUAGAUGAAAAACCUUACAUAUGUCAAGAAGAGAUCACUAAAUCAAGUAAAACAACUAAUAAGUUGAAACCUUAUGAAUGUGAAAUAUGCCAUAAAACAUUUGCAUCAAAACAAACCUUACAAAGACAUGGACAAGUCCACACUGGAGAACAGCCUCAUGAGUGUACUAUAGAUGAUAUCGAAGCAUCUUUUGUGUUUCUUUUGCGAGAAACUGAUAGCAGCGAUUGGAUUUACUGCAAACUUUUGAACGUAGAACAGACGAUAUCGAGCAGUAUCGAUACUUUUUUAUAUUAG